This is a messenger RNA of Punctularia strigosozonata HHB-11173 SS5, 576 nucleotides long. RefSeq lists its product as uncharacterized. The coding region runs from base 1 to 576 and encodes 191 amino acids. NCBI's taxonomy places the organism in Eukaryota, Fungi, Basidiomycota, Agaricomycetes, Corticiales, Punctulariaceae. The record is from RefSeq and is a predicted model, not a curated record. The transcript is spliced from 2 exons.
AUGCAUAACGGCGAGCAGAGGAAGAUCCGCGCCCCUCGGCCAGCGCCUCUCAAGCUGUCUCGAUCGUCCACGGACGCGCCGCCGUCCAUGCGCUGCAGAGCCUCGGAUCGUUCCCGCUACGUAUCGACGUCGUCCACGCUUUCGGUAGGCCCCGUCGACGGCACCCCGCCCGAGCCCUCUCUCCUCUCUCCGCUCGACGCCGCCUUCCCGCCCACGCCUCUGACCCCGGGCAGCGCCGGCCACUGGCGGCGGAUCAUGAACGUCCUCGCGUUCACCAGCCGCGCGUCGCCCACGCCCGGUUCGACGACGCCCAACAGCGCCGUGUUCGGGCCGGUCACACCGCCCGUGCCGGCCUCCUCGAGCUUGAUCACGUUGCGGGACGCGAUGGGCGCCUCCGCGUCGUCCUACUUCGUGCGAGGCGCGUUGCCGUCCGCCGAUCCCGAGAAUAGGGUCGUUGAGGCGUUUGUGGAGGUUAUGCGCAUCGAGACGGACCGCAUUAUGGGCGAACGCACGGAAAGUCUUGCAUUGUCCUCUGACGGACUGGAAGCCGCGGUGGAGUCGUAUGCUCAGAAUUAA